Molecule: messenger RNA, 3934 nt
Organism: Thecamonas trahens ATCC 50062
Lineage: Eukaryota; Apusomonadida; Apusomonadidae
Exons: 3
Coding region: 1-3762 (1253 amino acids)
Biological process (GO): actin filament polymerization
Cellular component (GO): actin filament; cytoplasm
Molecular function (GO): microtubule binding; actin binding
Source: RefSeq, a predicted model, not a curated record
AUGACUCCCACAACCUCGGGCAUGGCCGCCGUCGCCUCGUGCUCCACAGGCGCGUUUGUUUACGAGUGCCCGGCCUCGGCUGGGGCCUGCACUGGCACCGCCCUCUGGGCGGCAUCGCCUGCUCCAUCGCCGGCUCCAGCCACUGACUCGCUGCUCGCCUCGUGGGACUCGAUAUCGUCCAAGGUCGUCGUCAUUGGCUCUUUCAGGGACUUCUCACCAUCGCCUCCCCUCCAAACCGUCAAGGCGAGCACCAUCGCUCUUGCUCCGUCGCCACCCGGGCCGACCUGGACUCAGAACACCGGCACUGUGUCCCAGAUAUCGGGCUCGUUCGAUCCGGCGUGGUGGGGCAACCCGCGGUCGAUCAAGGCGUCGAACGGCAAGAUGUAUGCCGCGGGCUCCACUGCGGUGGCGUCGACAAAGACUGCGUCGCUUGCAAGGUGCGAGGCUGACGGCACGUCAUGCGCCAUCAUCGAUGUGUACGCUGUGGCGUCGCGGGCGGCCCGGGGAAAGACAGGCACCCGGGUGGGCCUCGUUGACGACGUCACCAACUCGCGGAUCCUCGUGGUCGCCCUCGAUGACGAAUCGGGCGCCAGAGAGGUCGAGCUGUUCUCGGUCUCGUACGACCUGGCGACGGCGAAGCAUUGGGCAGCCUGCGGCCUCACGCUGUACGUGAUGGUGAGCGGAGCGUCGGAUCUGUAUGUGUACCGGACGACGCUGACGGGAACGGUGAUAGGCGUGGAUGACGCGGUGGCCAAGGUCUCACCUGCACCGUCGCCUGCGAUCCGGGUCGAUUCCGCACGCGGACAGGUUGUGAACGGCAAGCUUGUGAUGGUGACGGUCGAUGAUACAAUUAACAAGCCUGGAGUGUUUGUGUGUGAGCUCGACGUGAGCAGUUGCACGUACGACGCGUACACGGGAAGCGAGACCGUGUCAUCGUCGGCCAGGAAGACCGAAGUUGUGUUUGAUGUGGCGAGUCUGACGAUCCACGCGUUUGCGGCUGCGGGCUCGGGGCCGGCGCUGCAUCGGUACGCGAUCACAGGUGCGAUUCCGCCGCCUCCGCCGUCGCCGCCUCCUCCGUCGCCGCCUCCGUCACCACCGUUGCCUCAGCCCUCGCUUCCGCUCCUCAUCCCUACCCCCAACACCUUCCAGGCCACCUCGCCGCUCGCCGGCGGCAUCCAGAUCGACAUCCCUGUCUCGGGCCUGUCACACCUGUCCGCCAUCGUCAUCAAGCUCAACACCACGGACGGCGCCCUCUACAUCAACACCACAAUCACAUCGCCCGACACUAUUUCCUUCCUCACGCCCGCCAUUCCGCCUCGCUCCUCCUCAGUCUACCUCGUGUUCUCUGUCGAUGGAGCGAUUGUCGCCGAGUCCGACGUCCCGCUGCACCUGUACUAUUUUGCCGGGCCACCAGCCUGCAUUGCGCGCGGCACCGUCUGGCUCCGUGACGCAUGCCAGCCAUGCGUCCCGGGUGCGUUCUGCCCUGGCGGCGAUCGUAUGUGGCCGCUCGCCGGUCGAUGGUCGCACUCGGAGACCGAGCCGCCACUGGCCUGCGACAUGCCGCACGCCUGUGUCGGCGCUCUUGGCGCCGUCAGCGAUUAUCCACCGGCCUGGCACGCUCAUGGCGCGCGGAUGACUGAUCGAUGUCGACAUGGAUACACCGGGCGCGGUUGCAGCAACUGCCCGUCCGGCUUUUACUCGGCCUUUGGCGUCUGCCGCUCGUGCGGCGUCGAGUCGGCUGACCGCAUCGAGUUUGUGGCUCUCAGUGCUGUCGCCAUCCUCCUUCUCCUCAUCCUUGUCGUUGCUGUCACUGGGCUCUCGACGCCGAACCUAGUCAAGUCCGUCUCGACCAUCAUCACCCUUCAGACGCUCAUCAUGGUCUUGCGUGUCGGUAUUCGAUACUCUUUUGGCACAGCCAGCUGGGUCCUCACUCUCUCGCGCAUCCUCUCGGUCCUCCUGCUGGAGAUUGAGUUUGUCAAGCCCGGCUGCACCGUCGGCCGCAUCGCCUUUCUCGAUCUCUACUGGAUCACGAUGGGCCUCCUGCUGGUGACGCUCUUCCUCUUCUUUGUCGGCGUCUACUUGCGCGAGUACCGGCGCUGGUUCCUGCCUGCCGCCAUUGAGCCGGCCAAGCCGAGCGAGAGCUUGGAAGUGGACCACCGUCCCACGGCGCGGAUCAUGUUUGGCAAGCGCGACACACGCCUCUCGGUCCGCACCUUUCAGGCCAUGUACUGUCGCACGGAUCCCGCCAAGCGCGGCGAGUACUUUUUGGUGGUCGAGCCAGGAACGCGUUGCUUUGCCGGCGCACAUCUAACGGCGCUGCCGUUCUUGGUAGUCAUUGGUGCCGGCUACCUCAUCGGCGACGAUCCGCUCCCUCCGCUCUCAUCCGACUCGUACGAGCGAGUGGCAUCGGCAUCGACGCUCUCGCUCCAGUCGUUUUCGGACAAGUACGGCUUUCUCUUCCGCGGUGUCAAGGACGGUUACUACUGGCUGCGGCCAAUCCAGUUCUUCACCUCGCUUGUCUUUGCCGCCGAGUCGGUCUUUCUCGACGAUCCCGACGUCAAGAUCUUCUCGGCAGGCACCAACUUCAUCGUCAAUUUUGCGCUCGUUGGCAUCUUCUUGCCCUUUGUCCAGUCAUGGCAGAACGGCGUGGCCCUGGCCUCGGGCGUCGCUGCUUACGGUCAGAUCCUUUUGUUCCUCUACACCUUUGACAACAGGCUGUGGUUCUGGCUGGCCUGCGGCCUCCAGGCCACUUCACUACUUUGCGUCGCCAUCUACAACGCCAUCCGCUACCGCCAGAACAUUCAGCUGGCAGGCCUGAUGGUGGCCAGCGUCUGUGCGUCCGCCUCGUCCUCGAUCCGUCACCGCAUCGACAACAUGAGGACCCAUCUGCUCGCCGAACGCCGCAAGGCCGUUCUCGCCAACCGUGCCGAGCUCCUUCUCAACAACCAGUAUCGCACCUCUUUGAUCAAGGUCACUUCCAAUUUGCAGCUGGUCCUCGGCGACGAUCCGCUCCCUCCGCUCUCAUCCGACUCGGCAGUCCAUUUGGAGGCGGCCGUGGUGGCCCUUGUGGCCACACAAGCGCUGGCUGGCGGCAAAUCGUCGUCGGCGUCGGCAACCCUCGACUUGGCGUCGUCGGCCCUCGAGUCGGCAUCGUCGGCCCUCGAGUCGGCAUCUUCGGCCUCGACCUCGACCUCGACCCCGACCUCGACCUCGACCUCGACCUCGACCCCGACGUCGACGUCGACCCCGACCUCAACCUCGGCUUUGAUAUCUGCCUCCGCUCUCAAAAUGGACGUGUCGUCGGAAGAGACGGCCUCUACUGUGCACGACGCUCUGACGUUCUCGGUCUCACGAUUGGGCCUUCCGCAGGUCGUAGCUAGCCAGGCGCGUCGCACAGUGGCGGCCGCGGGUAUCAAGACGCUGGCCGCGCUCUCACAGUGGUCGCGGCACGAGCUCCAGGAGAUCGGCAUCAAGGGCGAGCUUGCGCGCCAGCUCGAGGACGAUGGCUUUGCUACGCCAGUCGUGACGGAGACUUACUCUCCAGCAGCUUGGGCCGACCUGCCGUCGCACGAGGUCGCCGCCAUCGAGCAGGCCGACAAGGAGCGACGCAACAGACUGCUCCUCGGCGUACGUCGCUAUCAGCGCAAAAAGGCAACUCAAGCCGCUCGCUACGCGCAUCGAGCCAACCGCAAGAACGGAAAGUAUCGUCGGGCGGCGAGUAUGCCCAUCGGUGUGUCGCCCCCACCCGCCCGCGAUCGUUAACGUCGCCGAAGAACCGUGAGCCGAGACAGGUGUCGCGGUAGAAUGAGCAAUCGAGCUGCGAGUGGCGUAGAUUGAACGCAUGGGCUCAUGCAGGAGCUGAACGGCGAGCAGAGUGCUUCGAUCGACGUCGCCGAGCCGUCGUCGUGACGCUUACCCGUAAACGUGCUGCACC